UAUCAGCGGCCAAACAAAAGUCAAAUCCGACACUGCGUGACAUUUCCGCCCCCUUUGACAUUCUACACCUCCGCCACCCCUUCAAUUUAAUUUCAACCCGGAUUUUUUUCACUAAAGGUCAGGCUGAUCGCUUUUAAAAGGAGAAUUAAAUCGUUUAAAACAUUUACUCAAAGGUGCUUUUUUCUAAAGAAUGGCGGCUAUUCGUCAUUCUCUUCAGCAUGAGGUGUUCCAACCGUGUGAUGAGAGACUCCUCGCCUUCGUACACGUGAGCAAGGCUCUGAAGAAGAAAAAGUCCAGUUUUCUUUGCAUAGCUGUCACAAAGGAGACGCCAUUUGCCGUCAACAUCUACCAGGUGAAAAAGACUGAGAAAAACAUCUUCAAAAAAAAGCGUAGUUGGUCGAUCAAUUCUCUGAAAUUUGUAGAUGGGAAAUGUUCACUACCGGAUACAAGUGACUUUGAUCUUUACUUUGACAAAGUUUACAAAUGGUCGGCCACAAAUCCUCAAGAACGGCAAAACUUCAUCAUAGUCCUUUGGAAGCAAUGCUACCAAUCACAGAUGAAACCAGAAUUCAAGAACGUCCCUUCAGAUUGGAUAGCAGGAGAUAAAAUUAUUCCAUUCGAAAACCAAGUGACUCCAGUCGAGCCUGUUGAAGCCGGUGAUUUUGAGGAAUUUCAGGCGUUGACCGAAAAGGAAGAGAACGACCUCGUACAGCUUAUGCACGAAUGCGGCUUUACGGUCAGCAACGCCGAAGCAUUCAUGGAAACACUCGCCAAAGAUUUGUCCAUCCUCGACGGUGAGAACGUACAAAGCGUCCUGGCCUCGGAGGAGAGGGUCUCACUCCUCAUGGCACAUCUCGAUGAGGCGAUCGAAGAAGUCGAGAGGGUCGAGAAACAGCUGGAUCACUACGAUGAUAUUUUAUGCCAUGUGAGGAACACAAUGGAGAAAAUGGAAGAGAAGAACAUGCUCAUCGAAAUAUCAAACAGGAACAAUCAAAAACUGCUGAAUGAACUGGGCAAAGUGAUUCUUGAAUUGGAAUUGGACAGUAAGCAUCAGGCUGCACUCGUGGACGCAGAUUUAACGUCGCCACAGGGCUUGAGAGCUGCGAUCGAAGCAGGUAAAGCGCUACAGGCCGUCAUGAAUGCCGAAAUCCAUCCAGCACUUGUCCAGCUUUCAGCAGUGCAAGAACAGAAAAAGCGAUUUGACAAAUGGAAGAGCAAAUUUUCUCAAAUAAUCACUCGCCAUUUGAACAACUUGUUCAUUCACCUCGGUAAUGAUGCUGGAGACCAAUCGAGCAUGCACGGAGGAGAAUUAGUUCUUCCAAAACAUGCUUCAUUACAUAGAGAACUCCGUCCUUACACUGAACUUAUGCACUGGGCUAAGGCAAUGGAUAGAAGAGCUUAUAAUGCACUUGCUGAUUUAUACACGUCAAAUCUUAGAAAGGUCUAUGAAAGGGACAUCCAUCACUUCCUUGAAGAUGCCAAGAAUCACAUUUCAGGACCUAGCAGUAGUUUUACUGGUUCUAAAGAGGACAUGAGUAAAAGCAAGAAGGAAGGGACAGGACAGGCAUUACUCGGAAUUGAAAGGGACCAAUGGCCUGAAUCAGAUGAAGCAGAAAGGACACGUUUUCACCAGGUCUUUGAAAAAGUCCUGUCACAGCUGGAGCCUGUCUGUCUUUCUGAACAGCAGUUCUGCGUAUAUUUCUUCCAGCUCGACAUACUCAGUCCAACUUCAAAAAAUACGCAGACGACGCUCGAUGGGCUGAGCAGCGAUUCAAAAUCGGAAGAGACUGUACAGAUCCCCAUGCGCAAAGUGGAGAGACAGAUGAACGAAGAAGUCAGAAAAAUGAUGGGGGAGAUUUUUCGCUGCAUUGAACCAGGACUUAUUAGUUUUAUUUCCCACUAUGAACAAAUCGAUAGCAUGUUCUGUUUGUAUACACUUGUACGACUGAGUGAACAUGUCAUGACUGCCCAGGAUGCUGGGUCCUUCCUUAGCAAAAGCUUCGGUCCAGUCCUCAUCCAGGUGAAGCGUACCUACGACAGGUACAUGCAAAGCCAAUUGCAAUCCAUUCUCGACUGCAGGGGAAACAGAAAGUCAAAAUGUGGAAUCUUACCUUUUGUCAGCAAUUUUGAGGUGUUUGCCAAGACAGCUGAGAAAAUAUUUAGAAACACAAGCCGCAGGGGAGAUCUUGAUAAAUGGUAUGUUAAGCUUGUUGGGGUGAUGUUUGAAGCGAUACCCUCAAUCGCCAACGACCAUCCAAAAACUCCUCCUGAAGUUAUUAAAAUGGAAAAUUUCCACCAUCUAUUUGACUUGCUUUCUCAACUCAAGAUUCCGGUUCUCGACACACAGAGAAAAGACGCCAAAGUUAGAUAUAACGAAUCUUUGAAAGCUUAUGUCACCCGGUAUUUCGGCAGACCUUUAGAAAAGUUAAACCAAUUUUUCGAAGGUGUUCAAGCCAAGGUUGGUCAAGGUGUUAAAGAGUCAGAGAUAAGCUACCAGAUGGCGUACAGCAAACAAGAGCUGAGGAAACUGAUCAAGGAAUACCCAGCCAAAGAGGUCAAAAGGGGUCUCGACCACCUGUACAAAAAAGUCGAAAAGCACCUUUGCGAAGAAGAAAACCUUCUUCAAGUCGUAUGGAGAGCGAUGCAGGAAGAGUUUAUCCAGCAGUAUAAGUACAUAGAAGACCUCAUACAGCGAUGUUAUCCCGGUGCUAUGAUCACCCUCGAAUUCUCUAUCGAUGAUAUAUUAAACUUUUUUUCUGAAAUUGCAAGAUCUCAUUGAUUUAUUUAUAAUAGAACUUGUAACAUAAUUACAAUCACAUUAUUUUUUAUGUACUAAUUGCCUAAUUGUUACAAUUUUUAU
Cimex lectularius (bed bug) is the source of this 2860-nucleotide messenger RNA. It is a transcript of the gene Sec3, whose product is annotated as exocyst complex component 1. Gene Ontology annotation, biological process: exocytosis; Golgi to plasma membrane transport. Lineage: Eukaryota; Metazoa; Arthropoda; Insecta; Hemiptera; Cimicidae. Gene Ontology annotation, cellular component: plasma membrane; exocyst. The coding region runs from base 191 to 2779 and encodes 862 amino acids. The transcript is spliced from 17 exons. The record is from RefSeq and is a predicted model, not a curated record. Gene Ontology annotation, molecular function: phosphatidylinositol-4,5-bisphosphate binding.